Pimephales promelas (fathead minnow) is the source of this 2268-nucleotide messenger RNA. RefSeq names its product succinate-CoA ligase GDP-forming subunit beta (gene suclg2). Gene Ontology annotation, cellular component: mitochondrion; succinate-CoA ligase complex. The record is from RefSeq and is a predicted model, not a curated record. Lineage: Eukaryota; Metazoa; Chordata; Actinopteri; Cypriniformes; Leuciscidae. Gene Ontology annotation, biological process: tricarboxylic acid cycle; succinyl-CoA metabolic process. Gene Ontology annotation, molecular function: ATP binding; succinate-CoA ligase (GDP-forming) activity.
GUCAUUCUCACACACGUGUCAGCGCUGCAGGACUUACUUCCGGUUCAACAUGGCGGCAUCCAUGGCAUGUCAGGCGGCUGUGCGAGGACUCCGGGCUGCGAGCACUAAACAACUACUUUUCAGCAGAAACAACCAGCUAGUGAGGCUGUGCCCCAGAAGAUGGCUGAACCUGCAGGAGUACCAGAGCAAGAAGCUGAUGCAGGACAGUGGCGUAACCGUACAGCGGUUCUUUGUGGCUGACACUGCCUCUGAAGCCCUGGAGGCUGCCAAGAGACUCAAAGCGAAGGAGAUUGUCCUGAAAGCUCAGAUUUUAGCUGGAGGAAGAGGCAAAGGAUUGUUCGACAGCGGCCUGAAAGGAGGGGUGCAUUUAACAAAAGAUCCUGCUGUUGUUGGAGAGUUGGCUGGUAAGAUGCUCGGCUUUAAUCUGACCACCAAACAAACCCCUAAGGAAGGAGUGAAAGUAAAAACGGUGAUGGUUGCAGAAGCUCUGGAUAUCUCCAGGGAAACAUAUUUCGCCAUCCUGAUGGACCGCUCCUUUAAUGGACCAGUGAUGGUCGGAAGCCCUCAGGGUGGUGUGGACAUAGAGGAAGUGGCUGCAACCACACCAGAGCUCAUCUUCAAGGAAGUCAUAGAUAUAUUCGAAGGGGUUCGAGACGACCAGGCGCUACGUAUGGCAGCUAAUUUGGGAUUCAAAGGACCAUUGGAGAGACAGGCUGCAGAUCAGAUUAAACGACUCUAUGAUCUGUUCCUCAAAGUCGACGCCACUCAAGUCGAAGUCAAUCCACUCGGAGAAACACCUGAGGGACAAGUCGUUUGCUUCGAUGCUAAAAUCAACUUUGACGACAACGCUGAGUUCCGACAGAAAGCCGUGUUCGCCAUGGACGACACAGCGGAGAGCGACCCCACGGAGACCGAGGCGGCCAAAUAUGACCUCAAGUACAUCGGACUGGACGGAAACAUAGCUUGUUUUGUUAAUGGUGCUGGCCUUGCUAUGGCAACAUGUGACAUCAUCGACUUGCAUGGUGGGAAGCCUGCUAACUUCCUGGACCUGGGUGGAGGUGUAAAGGAGAAUCAGGUGUACGCGGCCUUCAAGCUCCUCACUGCCGAUCCCAAGGUAGAGGCCAUCUUGGUAAACAUCUUCGGAGGGAUUGUUAACUGUGCCAUCAUUGCUAACGGCAUCACCAAGGCCUGCCGAGAACUGGAGCUCAAGGUUCCCCUGGUGGUCAGACUCGAAGGAACCAAUGUUCACGAGGCAAAGCGCAUCCUGUCUGAGAGCGGGCUUCCCAUCACCUCUGCCAGUGACCUCGAUGAUGCGGCCAAGAAAGCUGUUGCUGCCAUUGCCAGGAAAUAAAAUCAUACAUGUAUUCACACAUUCUCAAAACAAACAUACCAUUAUUAUACAUACACCAACAGAGCUGUGGCCUGCCUCCCUAUGACACAAUCAAAACAGCCUUACACACUUCAUUCACAGAGAAAACGGCACACAAUUCCUGAGAAGAAGCCUCUUUUCUCACCCGCCUUCUGAACCACAGCUACACACCAGUCUGCCCAGUUUUUUUCCAGGAACAGAACUGUUUUGGAGCCCCUAAAAUCUGACUCUCAAAUCCAGGACUUUCUUGGAAAAUGCGAGGCAUCUUUUCCUGCAUUUUUGUCAGCCAUUUCUAUAGUUAAAUAAAUAACUCUAAAGCAUUCAUUGCCUUACUUUAAGCAUUUUUUUGAUUAUGAGUAUGGAUUUAUUUUUUGUUAAGUUAAAAUUUAAAGAUAAAAAAUUGCUUAAUUGCAUUCCAUAUUAAUGUUUAUCGCCUUAAGUAAACCAUGAAACAAUACAUGUAGUGGAAUAGCCUCACUUUUUUUAUACAACUGAACUGUGAAAUACAUCUCAAAUCUGAUAUUGAUUUCUUAAUCUCCAUAUGAUAUCACCGUCCCAGUCAGAUUUUUGGUUUGUCUUGUUUAUAAGAGUGUGAUAAGACUUAUUAGUACUGUCACAUGGUUAUUCAACAUUAAAUGCAAUAUUGAAGUUAUUGAAGUACGUUUUCCUGAUUACAUGUAAAAAAAUAAUAAAAAAAAUCGGUGCAUUAUAUUGUAUAUUCAAUUAGAUUUUUUUUUUAAUAAACAAAGUGGUUUGGUUUUUCUACUGUGCCUAUCAUGAGGAUGUUUUACAAGUUAAACACCCAUGAUCAAUAUAUAAAUAGCUAUUUUUUUUUAAUCCUGAAUGUCUUUUCAAAGUUAAUGUAAAUCUAAAAUGAGUCAACAAUAGUGAAAAUAAAA